UAAGUCCCAAUAUCAUCAUCACCACCAUCAUCAUCAUCAAGACGAAUACGGAGGUCACGAACGAGUCGCUGGUUCGAAGCGUACUUCUCGUUGGGCUGCCUUAUUAAAAAGGUUACCCGGCAUGACCACAACGCUAAGCCUUUCCUAGGAACACAGCAGUGACAUUGCAUGGCACAACGGUGAUACCGGAGGACGGAGGAAUCGGAGCUGUCAAGGUGCUGGCGGUGUGCUAGCGUCACUGUCUGUGAAGAAGGCCGCAGCAGGACAACCGGAAUCAUGAGGACAGGUUCGAAAACGAUUUUGAUCCAUCCUGAUCGUCAACCAAUACGAUGCGAUUGUGGACGCCGUCCGGACCAUUGGUUGCAGUACCAUCCUAGAAAGGGAUCGACGCCCAAGGUUCUCUGGACUGAGCCUGGUGGCCGAACAGAGAACCAACUUAACGAUGAAAGAAGCCAUUCGAUCAAUGGGAACACGCCGGAUGAACGCAGUAAGAACAGUUUGAGAGUACCUAUGCCCUCCGGCGCUCUCACUGAUGACAGAAGACAUCGACCGCAAGUCGACGACGUUUAUGGAAGCGGUUCGCCCGUCACAACAUUCUUCUGCGUCAGGGUUGAUAUCUCCCCUGCAUACCAGAAGAAACCACUUUCUCCAGAAGGAACUAACGACCGUGAGCCUUCAUCCAUGUCAAACGUCAUACCUUCCACGUGAAGACGACUGGUUGCAUAUACACAAUAUUCGCUCUACCAAAAAUACGCUCAUUGUGCA
Ornithodoros turicata is the source of this 765-nucleotide messenger RNA. RefSeq lists its product as uncharacterized. The coding region runs from base 277 to 708 and encodes 143 amino acids. NCBI's taxonomy places the organism in Eukaryota, Metazoa, Arthropoda, Arachnida, Ixodida, Argasidae. The transcript is spliced from 4 exons. The record is from RefSeq and is a predicted model, not a curated record.